This is a messenger RNA of Solanum verrucosum, 414 nucleotides long. RefSeq lists its product as uncharacterized. The transcript is spliced from 2 exons. The coding region runs from base 1 to 414 and encodes 137 amino acids. The record is from RefSeq and is a predicted model, not a curated record. Lineage: Eukaryota; Viridiplantae; Streptophyta; Magnoliopsida; Solanales; Solanaceae.
AUGGAGCAUCCUCAGUAUUAUUUGGACUCAUCAUCUCUAGGAUUUCCUCUGGGCACUGCCUUUCUUUUGGUUGCUGUUUUCAGUCUGAGUGGCAUAUUUUCUUGCUGCUAUCAUUGGCACAGAAUCCGGUUGCUUCGUCGACGCGCAGACCUUGAAGCCGGCGAUGAUCCUGCUUCCUUCAAAUAUAAACUCAAUUAUAAUAUGAGUGAGAAGCAGAACCAAAUCCAAAACAUGCCUGCAGUGUUAAUGCCAGGGGAUGAAGUUCCAAAAUUCAUAGCAUUGCCAUGUCCAUGUCAGCCUCCCCGACCGGAAAAGGUGGCUGAAGAGGUGCAGCUGCCGCCUUCGCCUUCGCCUCCGCCUCCACCUCCGCCUCCUAAGCCAAUUCGUAUGGUAGUCGGAUUAUUUUUGUGGUAA